AUGAAACUGCUACAGGAAACGGGGGAUGCAGCACACGAAAGAAAGAUUAUAAAAUCUCAGAUGGAGAAACGCCGAAGGGAGAGGAUGAACAGCAGUCUGGAACAUCUGAGGACCAUGUUGCUUCAAGACCCACCACAUCCCGGUGGGACUCAGCGCAGAGUGGAGAAAGCUGAGAUACUCGAGCACUCAGUGCUUUUCCUGCAGAACACCAUCCAAAGACACAGGACGAAAUCUGCUGCAGCUUCAGCAGGAGCCCAGAAACACUCCUUGCAAGACGGCUUCUCCACCUGCCUGCAGAAUGCUGCUCAGUUCCUGGGACCUGAGGGGAAAGGCCUGUGGCUCGGAGCAGCACUGGAUGCAUCUCGUGCUGCUCGUUUUUCCCGCUCAGAGUCUGAUUCUGCAGGUGUUAAAAGGACAACUGAAGCGUGUUCCUCCAGCUCUCUGCCGCACACAAAGACCAUUCUCCAGAUGUUGAAACAAAAGUCAAAGCACAGACUGCGCACACAGGGCCACAGUGUUGCUCAUCCGUACCAACUUCCAGUCCAGCAGGGGUUUCCCCAACAGACUCUGAGACAAAAUCAUCUUGAGAUCAGCGUGGAGAGUCGAGCUGAAAAACAGAACCCGUCCCAGAGCAGCCCGCUCAGCCAGAGUGUGUGGAGACCCUGGUCCUGA
Notothenia coriiceps (black rockcod) is the source of this 672-nucleotide messenger RNA. RefSeq names its product enhancer of split mgamma protein-like. The record is from RefSeq and is a predicted model, not a curated record. Bases 1 to 672 code for a protein of 223 amino acids. Gene Ontology annotation, molecular function: protein dimerization activity. The transcript has 3 exons. Lineage: Eukaryota; Metazoa; Chordata; Actinopteri; Perciformes; Nototheniidae.